Messenger RNA from Aspergillus alliaceus, 819 nucleotides. RefSeq lists its product as uncharacterized. Lineage: Eukaryota; Fungi; Ascomycota; Eurotiomycetes; Eurotiales; Aspergillaceae. The coding region runs from base 1 to 819 and encodes 272 amino acids. The transcript has a single exon. The record is from RefSeq and is a predicted model, not a curated record.
AUGACAAUCAUAUGGCUUAGCCACGCAACACCAGAGACUCUAAAAGGACUGAAUCUGAGUCGACGCCUUGCGACUUUAGAUAAUGGCGAAGAAGCGAGGGCAUGGGACACAGAACUAUGGCCAUUCUACAGGCUACGAUGGUUUAAUCGACUAUGGGUUAUCCAAGAGGUCGUCUUUAUGCUGGGUCAGAAUACUAUCGACUGGGAAUUGAUAUCAAAAACAUGCAAUAUGACAAAGCCCUUUCAGUUACGUUGGUACGGGAUGGCCAGCGUGGUCAAAAUAUCGAAUAUUCGACAACAGAUACAGAAUUGUGCUCGUCUUGAUCUCUUAUCAACUAUAGCUGAAUGUCGACCCUUCGGAUAUACUAACCAUAUUGACCGGAUAUUUGCCACACAAGCACUCUGGACUCAUGGAACUCCCGCCGAAGACUUUGGCCGAGAAGAGCACGCUAACGCACGGUAUGUCCUGGCUGCGAUCCCGGCGAUGCUCAUUGAAUAUGAAGUUAGCAACAACUGGCCAUCGACACUUGACAGCAUUGCAUUUGCAGGCACGCCCAAUUCCAUUCCAGAUUGGCCAUCAUGGGCACCAGAUUGGACAUGGGAGUGUGCCUGUAACAGGCCAUUUUGGCCGUAUUUCAGCGUACACAAUAGCAAGUUCAGAGCAGCAGGGACUUGGCCAAUGGGAGAUGUCGCGAUACGAAAGAACUGCUAUAGAUGGGAGCUGCCUUGCUUGGACGGCAAAGCUUUUGACAAAGUACACGUUAUAUGUGAACAGCGUCCCUCAAAUCAGCUUGGUGAUCAGAUGGCACGAAAACUAUAG